GUUUCAGAAGGUCAUUAAACUAAUUUGUCGUCGAUUAGGUGUUAGAACUUAGCGGGGAGAAACUGGCAAAACAAAGGGAGCUGUGGAAAGAGCGUAUGGAUACCCCGCUAAAAAUUGAUAAGAACAGGGUGUACGAUACUCAAGCACGACCUGCGGCUUCUUGGAGUAGACUCGCUUCUCUGAGCGGCUCAAGCAAACCAGGUCGUGCAUGUUUCUGUCAAAAGCUCGAAAGCUUCGAAUGGAAGCAAAAGGAAGGCAUUUGCGGUGUUGAAGGAAUAAAUGCUGGUGACGACAAAAGAAAAAAUGAAACAAAGCACGUAUGA
Cylicocyclus nassatus is the source of this 323-nucleotide messenger RNA. The record is from the annotation of a GenBank genome assembly. Lineage: Eukaryota; Metazoa; Nematoda; Chromadorea; Rhabditida; Strongylidae.